UUUUCGUGAUGUACAAUACAGAACGCGAACAGGAAGCCACAUAGACCGGAAAACAGAAAAUAUCAUUCCCGUCCUCUCCUCCUUCUCGGCUAUGGCGUUCUCUGCAACCGUUACUACACCGCACUCUGCUUCUUUUUUUCGCCUUCGGUUGCCCAGCAACUCCAACACACUAGUUUCGCCUCAAAAUUCUCUCUCUUUUCCAUUUUCAAGAUCAAAUUUCAGCUGUAGAUCACCUCUCUUUGUUCGAUCAACAUCGUCUGCAGCUGUUCCGGCGACUGAGGGGAUUGCGCCGGCGAUUUCACUUACGGAUAAUGCAUUGAAGCACUUGAAUAAGAUGAGGAAAGAGCGGGAUGAAGAUUUGUGCUUGAGAAUCGGGGUUAAACAGGGUGGAUGCUCGGGUAUGUCUUACACUAUGGAGUUUGAGAAUAGAGCAAAUGCGAGACCUGAUGACUCUAUCAUCGAGUACAAUGGUUUUGUGAUUGUUUGUGAUCCAAAGAGUCUGCUUUUCCUAUUUGGUAUGCAAUUGGAUUAUAGUAAUGCUCUAAUUGGUGGAGGUUUCUCUUUUAAGAACCCAAAUGCUACACAAACGUGUGGUUGUGGUAAAUCCUUUGCAGCAGAGAUGUGAAGUCAUGUAUACAGAACUAUUCACAAAGGAUAGAGUAUGAUUUUAAACAGUAAACUUUGUACUUUUGUAUCAACAUUCUGGUUGAAGAUUUCUCACCUAGUGCACAGAAAGCAUAAUGCAUAGUUCUCAACUCCUUUUAGCUAGAUUUUAAACUUAUCUGGAGUUUGCAUAUUUCCAUCGAUUGCUGCAACUUAUUAAACUAUGAUAUAUUUGUGUAUCUCAAAUAAUUGUGAACAAAGUUGAAGAUGGUAGUUGUAAUCGUUUGUGAUGAA
Molecule: messenger RNA, 897 nt
Organism: Hevea brasiliensis (rubber tree)
Lineage: Eukaryota; Viridiplantae; Streptophyta; Magnoliopsida; Malpighiales; Euphorbiaceae
Product: iron-sulfur assembly protein IscA, chloroplastic
Exons: 3
Coding region: 92-625 (177 amino acids)
Biological process (GO): iron-sulfur cluster assembly
Cellular component (GO): chloroplast stroma
Molecular function (GO): iron-sulfur cluster binding; protein-macromolecule adaptor activity
Source: RefSeq, a predicted model, not a curated record